CAAGGCGCGCCGCCGUCUCGCUCCCCCUCCCCCUACACCCCCUCCUCACUCCAGAGGAGGUGAGUUUAAACCCCGCCCACGUGACCCCAACUGGGCCAAUGAGCGGCGGCGGGAGGUGAAAUCCGGUUCUAACCGGUCCGGGGCUCCCAGCGCUAUAAAAACUUUAUAAACCCCCCGGAGCCCGAGCAGUGUGAAGAAGCGGCGAGAACGACCCCCGGACGGACCAAACCCGCGCACCGCUGCAGCCCCGCGUUCAGCGCCGACGUCCCCCGCCGCCGCCAUGCCCAAAAGAAAGGCUGAAGGGGAUACUAAAGGAGAUAAAGCCAAGGUGAAGGACGAGCCACAGAGAAGAUCUGCAAGGUUGUCUGCUAAACCUGCUCCUCCAAAGCCAGAGCCCAAGCCUAAAAAGGCCCCUGCAAAGAAGGGAGAGAAGGUUCCCAAGGGGAAGAAGGGGAAGGCCGAUGCUGGGAAGGAUGCGAAUAAUCCUGCAGAAAACGGAGACGCCAAAACAGACCAGGCACAAAAAGCUGAAGGUGCUGGAGAUGCCAAGUGAAAUGUGUGCAUUUUUGAUAACUGUGUACUUCUGGUGACUGUACAGUUUGAAAUACUAUUUUUUAUCAAGUUUUAUAAAAAUGCAGAAUUUUGUUUUACUUUUUUUUUUUUUUUUUUUUUUAAGCUAUGUUGUUAGCACACAGAACACUUCAUUGUUUUGGGGGGGAAGGAACAUGUGUCACUAACAAAAUGUCUCCCAAGCUGGAUUGAUGAUGGUUGAUGAUGGAAAACAUCUUUCCCUGCUAAUUUUGAAAGACUCCUCUUGGCUCACAAGAGAAACGUCCUGGUGUUGACAUAUGUGGCCACCAUGGCACAAAAUGCCUUGUGUGGAAAACUCUAAAUUCAUUGUUGUGUCUUCCUCCCCUGUACCACCAACAUAGACUUAACUCCCUUCAAACCAGAGACCUGUUGGAACCUGACCCCCAAAAUUGGUUUUGCCGGUCUAUUAGGCAGUCUGGACUUUGCAGUGGUAUCAUUGUGUUCUCAAAAGAGCAGCGGUUCCUUUUAUAAAAGAUUGUGGAUCUUCAGAUUGAUAAUUCUGCCGUGGUCGUUUGGUUUCCUGAAAGUCAGGUCGGCUUGUGAAAAGUUGUUAAACAACAUCCUCAAUGUGAACGAUCAGCCCUCAACUCUAAGCUCUCCCCCUUUGCAAAGCAUCGAAUGAAGACUCAUCGGGUUUUAUAGUGGCUUUCUGAUUUUGGUAGUCUAUACAAGAAGGGAGUUUGGAAGUUCUUGUAUACUGUUAAUGACUGUCUGCCCAUGUCCUGCCUGAAAAACCAUGAUUGUUUAUGGAAAGUAUCUUUAAUAAAGCUGGAUACAGUUUGGCUUGGAA
This is a messenger RNA of Onychomys torridus (southern grasshopper mouse), 1381 nucleotides long. It is a transcript of the gene Hmgn2, whose product is annotated as high mobility group nucleosomal binding domain 2. Gene Ontology annotation, molecular function: nucleosomal DNA binding. Gene Ontology annotation, cellular component: chromatin; nucleus. The coding region runs from base 281 to 553 and encodes 90 amino acids. The transcript is spliced from 6 exons. Gene Ontology annotation, biological process: chromatin organization. Lineage: Eukaryota; Metazoa; Chordata; Mammalia; Rodentia; Cricetidae. The record is from RefSeq and is a predicted model, not a curated record.